UGAAUUGAUUUCAAUUAAAUUUAACAAACAAAGCUAGUUACACGUCGACAGGAGAAGCCCUUAUUUAACAACGGUCUCGCUCACAAAGAUGCGUUCACAUCCCCCUUUCGAUUUGACGUAAUGGGGUGAUGAAUAUCCUUUUUUGAGACAUUUUCUCAAACAGCUACUCCCCGGUAAAGACGAUGACCUUCAAAAUCAGACACUUUCUCUUCUCCAUCCUAAAAUUCCAGAAAAUGAACACCUCCGAGACCCGCAACCUUUGCUCGCUUCAUCAGCACCAACAAUGCAGAGGCAUAACCAAGGUCCGUCUUAAAUGGGUCAAGAACCGAAGCCUGGACCACAUCAUCGACACCGAGACUGAUCUCAAGGCCGCCUGCCUCCUCAAGGACGCUAUCAAGCGCUCCCCAACCGGUUUCCUCACUGAAAAGUCCGUCGCCGAUUGGCAGAAGCAUCUCGGCCUCACCGUCCCCGUUCUCCGCUUCUUGCGCAGGUACCCCACUCUCUUUCACGAAUUCCCUCAUGCUCGUUACGCCAGCUUGCCUUGCUUUAAGUUAACAGACACUGCGUUGUUACUAGACUCGCAAGAACAAAGUAUACACCAAAGCUGUGAGAAUGAUACCGUGGAGAGGCUCUGUAGAGUGCUUAUGAUGAUGAAAACUAGGACUGUGUCGUUGCAAUCGUUGUAUCCUUUGAAAUGGGAUCUAGGUUUGCCGGAUACUUUUGAGAAGAUACUAGUUCCAAAGUACCCCGAUCAUUUUAAAUUCGUUAAGGCAAUAAACGGUCUCGCAAGCUUGCGACUUGCCGAAUGGCGUGAGGAAAUCACCGAGUCCGCAUUGGAAAGGAGUAAUGAGCGCAGUAGAUUGAGUGAUGAGUAUAGGCAAUUCAAGAGGGGGCAAACGGUAUUGGCAUUCCCGAUGACUUUUCCAAGGGGAUACGGGGCACAGAAGAAGGUGAAGGCAUGGAUGGAGGAAUUUCAGAAGUUACCAUACAUUUCGCCUUAUGAGGAUUCUAGGAAGAUCGAUCCUAAUAGUGAUCUUAUGGAGAAACGGGUCGUUGGUGUUUUGCAUGAGAUGUUAAGCUUGACUAUUCACAAAAAGACCAAAAGGAACUACCUAAGAAGCUUGAGGGAGGAAUUGAAUCUUCCGCACAAGUUUACUCGAAUCUUUACAAGGUAUCCAGGGAUAUUCUACCUGUCGUUGAAGUGCAAAACAACGACCGUGGCUCUUAAAGAAGGGUAUCGCCGGGGAAAACUCGUGGACCCACAUCCCCUUGCACGUCUAAGGGAGAAGUUUUAUCAGGUUAUGAGAACAGGGCUCCUUUAUCGCAGUAAGGGCGUGAAUUUGAUUCCCCAGCAAGAAAUUUUGCUUGAUAAUAAUAUGGAAGAUGAGACGGGGCUAGAAGAUUCUGAGGUGGAAGAGAUUGAGACAGAUGAGGAAUGCUGUGAGGAUGAAGUAUCAGAGAUGGAUGAGGGGUCUGACGAACAGUAGUAUGAGUAAAAGCAAGCUGGAAAACAUGAUAAUUGGUUCAAGGUAUGGAAUUCUACUCGAAAGUACUCAAUUUAGAUCCUUUUCUUAAAUGGGUGUGGAAAUAACUAGGGAUGUUGAUUCUGUGAUCCGUGCGAUGGUUGUUUGUUGUUGAUCUUCCUACUGACUCACUGGAAAAUUCUUUCUAUGUUGCCAUUUAAAUCCCCCUUUGCAACCACGAAGAAUGUUAUGGUUGCACUUACUAAUUACACAAAACCGUGAGCCAAAUUGUUUUGGUUCCACAAGUUUGCGUAAUGGUAAUAGAAAACAAAAAAGAUAUGCUGCAUACAUUAAAAGAUGCUGCCAAUAUAUGUAACAAAAGAAGUGAUUAUUAUGAAUGUUAAGAUGCUGUGAGUGAUGAACCGUAUCAAUCUCAAUAGAGGAUGGUCAUUGUUGCUUGUUGUCAGGUUAGUAUCACUGUUUAUAUGAAGUGUAUGAAGAUGUUCAAAAGGUUGAAUAUGUGAAUUUUGUUAUGUUUUCGGAGACUAAAGCAAUCUUUUGUUUAGAAUAAGUUCAAUUUCAUCGGGACAAAGAAACACUGGCAUUCUCAAGGUACACAAGGAGUGCCUUGGAGUUUUUCCAGGUCCUUCUUGUUAUCUGCAAAACUUCAAUGACAUAUUUCCUUCUAGAUGCACCAUAUCAAGCAGAUUGGAAUCAGAUUCCUCAAGGUCUCAUCGUCUAGACUCUCAAGCCACACUCUAAACUGGUUCACACCAGUCUAGGCAUCACCCACAAUUGAUCUCCACGGAAGGUCAUCAAUUUAUUCACCAUCCAGGAAUCAAAGACAAUAGUCCACAAUUAUGUUUAUUGGCAACAAGACGUAAUUUAUACUGGUGCGGCUCAUUUCCGAUGGUGUCUCUCUUUGAUGAAUUAUUGUAGUUAUACACAAAUGGGUGUCAAGACCAAAAUGAGAAAAAGUCCCAAAGAGUCUGGCCAACUUGAAUUGUUCCUGCUGUUAGUGGUGACAGAAGCUCAACUUGUUGCGAUUCCCUACCAUUUUAGCCUCCAUCACACCUCUCCCAUUAUCAAUAAUGACAUGCUUCAUACUAAACCCACAUCUCUACGGAGGCUUCUUAUAUUAGAACCUGAUGAACUCAAGAUA
Messenger RNA from Juglans regia (Persian walnut), 2625 nucleotides. RefSeq names its product protein WHAT'S THIS FACTOR 9, mitochondrial. The record is from RefSeq and is a predicted model, not a curated record. The coding region runs from base 183 to 1487 and encodes 434 amino acids. The transcript has a single exon. Lineage: Eukaryota; Viridiplantae; Streptophyta; Magnoliopsida; Fagales; Juglandaceae. Gene Ontology annotation, molecular function: RNA binding.